Molecule: messenger RNA, 2981 nt
Organism: Cercospora beticola
Lineage: Eukaryota; Fungi; Ascomycota; Dothideomycetes; Mycosphaerellales; Mycosphaerellaceae
Product: UTP14 family protein
Biological process (GO): rRNA processing
Cellular component (GO): nucleolus; small-subunit processome
Source: RefSeq, a predicted model, not a curated record
CCACUUCUUACAGACAGUCGCUUGUCUAGAGUAAAGAUGCCUCCGCGCGUGUCCAGAUCGAGUGUGCCUACCAAUGGGCCGAAGCAAGGAAAGACGGCAAAGAACAAGUCCAAGAAGCGCAGCUUGGAUGCAUACGCCAGAGCAGAGAAACUCGUUCCGCAGGAACGGUUAGGAAUCGCAAAGCACCGUCUGGGAGAAAUCGAGGACGAUGGCCCACGGCACAAACGGCAACGAAGAGACAGCAACGAAGAGAGUGACGAGAAUGAAGACGAAGAGCCGCAGCGAAAGCGGCCAAGCCAGCGACGAACGAAGGGCGAUGAUGUCGACGCCGAGUUUGGUUCCGACAGUUCGGGCAACGAGUGGACCAUGGGCGGGUUGGCUGAAGACGACGAGGACAGCGACCUGGACUCGGACGAAGCAUUUGGGGAAAGCGACGAAGAAAAGUUCGAAGGUUUCACAUUCAGAGGGAGCAGGAAUCUGAAAGGCAAGAAAAGCAAAGGCGGCAGGACACCAAAAAGGAAAAACCUUGACCUCGAUGAGCAAGAGCAGGAAGACGAGGAUAGUGGAGACAGUCAGGACGAGGAAGGUUUGGGCUUUGGCGAUGAGGCUGUCGAUCUGGCUGCAAUGUUGGACGAUCCUGCGUCUGAUGAUGAUGCACAGCAAGAAGGAAGUGGUAGUGAUGAGGAGGAUGAGGAAGGAUAUGAUUCGGAGUCUGAGUCGGAAGAGGAUUCGGAUGACGAUGUAAACGACGAGGAGAAGGCAGCACGAAUGCGAGACCGUUUGGAAGCGCUCGACCCUAAAUCGUCAAAGGAAAAGUCAGGAGCAUCGACACCUGGAGCGGAUAUCGAUAUGAACGAUUUAUUUGCCGACUUCGCUGAGGAUGUGGCACCCACGACGGGCACGUCAAAGAAGGCCAAGAAGAGAGCACAGCAAGCGCCUAUCUCUGCUCCUCUUCCAAAGCGACAACAGGUCCGGAUCGAUCGGGAGAUAGCAACAGCGAAAGCGAAGGAGACCCUCGAUCGAUGGAAGAACACAGUGAUUCAGAACCGAAGGGCAGAGCAUCUAUCAUUUCCGCUGCAGCAUCCUGAUGACACUGGUGUCACCGUUGGUAAGGAGAAGUUCACACCCGCGACUCAAGGUGCGCCCGCGAACGAGCUCGAAGAGAGCAUUCAGCGCAUUAUGGAGGAAUCGGGGCUUGCCACACAGCGAGAUGCUGAAGGAGGAGCGGAAGAGGAGGAAGACGAGGAAACUGCUCUGUUGAAAGCCGAGGGAAUGGCUGAGAAGCACAUGGAUGUGGAAGAGGUCAUGAGACGUCGAGCGGAACUCCGGAAGCAGAGAGCAUUGCUCUUUCGCGAAGAGAUCAAGGCGAAGAGAAUUGCCAAGAUCAAGAGCAAGAGCUACCGAAGAGUGCACCGUAAGGAGCGUGAGAGAGCAAAGGAGCAAGAGCAGCUGGCUCUAGGCGGUCUGGACUACGAUGCUAUGGACGAGGACGCCAAAGAGAAGCACGACCGCCAAAGAGCUGAAGCUAGAAUGUCCACAAGGCACAAAGACUCGAAAUGGGCGAAGUCUUUGAAACAGACAAAUCGCACAGCGUGGGAUGAUAGUGCUCGUGAUGGAGCAGUUGAACAAGCUCGGCGGAACGAGGAGCUGAAAAGGCGAAUGGCCGGAAAGGACAUUUCUGACGACGAAGGGAGCUUGUCGCCUGAUAGCGAUGGUGACGAGGAGGUCACAGCCGAGCAGCUUGAUGCAUUGCAGAAAGAAGCUGGCAGCAAAAAGGGCUUGGCAGGCCUCAAGUUCAUGCAAAAGUCUGAAGAGAAGCGCAGAAAAGCCAACGAUGAGGCUGUUGAGCGUAUACGAAGAGACCUGGCCAUUGCGGACGGGGACGAAGCUGAGAGCGAAGACGAGGACGAAGGACUAGGACGAGCCAUCUUUGGACCUUCUUCUAAGGAGCAGAAGCGUCAGGAUAAGCAGAAGCAGGAGUUCGAGGCGCCUGAAGAUUCUGAUGAGGAGGCCGAAGAGCGCGAGGCUGCUGAAGCUGGCAUUGUUGUCGACAGACCGCAGUCGAAGGGUACUUCAACAUCGAACGGAGCUUCCAAGAAGAAUACACCAGCGAGCGGUCCACUUGCCAAGGGCGUAUCGAAAUCAUCUGAGCAAGCAGAAUCCAAGAAAGAGUACGGAGGCUGGCUUUCCACUGGUGGGAGCAAAUCGAAGAAAUCCAAUGCAGCUGUCGAAGCCGAUAUCAUCACUCCCUCAGCCAUCGCCGCAGCGCCCCAGGAGCCCGCCAAAUCUAAUGCUGGACAAUCAAAGCCAAAGGAAACCGACUCUGCCGCAGGCAACACGAAUGGUUGGACCACCGUCUCAUAUAAGAAUGAUGCUGCCAACGACGAUGAAGACGCCUCCGACGCCGAACCCACCAACGCCAUCCUCAAUCCCAAAGAAAAGCACCAACUCUCCCUCCAAGAACGCGCCUUCGCAGGCGACGACGUCGUAGCAGCAUUCGAAGCCGAGAAAGCCGACAUAAUCGCCUCCGAAGACGAAAAAGAAACCUCAAACUACCUCCCCGGCUGGGGCUCCUGGACCGGCACAGGUCUCAGCAAAUCACUCAAAAAAGCCAACAAAAAGCAACAACAUAAUCCACUCUAUAAAACGAAAGUCGCGGGUGUGAGAGCGAAUGAAAGGAGUGAUAGGAAUUUGGAUAAGGUUAUUAUUAGUGAGAAGCAGGAUCGGAAGGGGAAGAAGUAUCUUGCUCCGACGCUGCCGCAUGAGUUUGAGACGAGGGAGCAGUAUGAGAGGAGUAGGAGGUUGCCUGUGGGGCCGGAGUGGACUACGAAGGAGGUGCAUCAGAAGAUGGUUAGGCCGAGGGUUGUGGUUAAGAAGGGGGUUAAUUUGGAGGCGAUUGGGAGGCCGGUUGCGUAGGGUUCUUUGAUGAUAUGAAGGCGAGUUCAGCAUGACAGGCUAGAUGAAAUAAGAGUGUGAGCCCA